Molecule: messenger RNA, 1681 nt
Organism: Symbiodinium necroappetens
Lineage: Eukaryota; Dinophyceae; Suessiales; Symbiodiniaceae
Source: the annotation of a GenBank genome assembly
AUGGCGGUGCAGGGCCAGCUGGACCUCAAGCUUGGAGACCGGCGAGCCCUCAAAGCAAGCAUCGCUGGCAUGUGCGGGCUGCUUCUGUGGAGGAUGCAGUUGAGCUGUGCGCCCCACCCCUGUUUUGCAAGCUCGCCAAGCCUGCGGGUCUCAAGAAGUCGACCGCUGAGUCGCGAGCAUCUCGCUGGCACGGCGCAUGCGUCAUCCUCGCAUGCCAGGCUUAAUUGUGGCCGAACUCUUGCAGCUCCUGCGGCGCUUCUGGCUGGAGCGGGAGCUGGUGCCGCCGCCAACUCCCGUCGGCGCAGGUCAUUCGCAGGCCGGAAGUCUGCACAGGCGGAUGGAGAGAUGGCUCGGGAUCCAGAAGCAGGAGCCGAACGGGUGGCCCGGGAUCCAGAAGCGCCACGUUCGCAGGCAGCCGAACCCAGCAGGGGUGAAGGCGACGAUGGCCUGAAGGGGUUUGUCAGAAAAUUGAAGGAAGAUCCUGAGUUUCAGGAGGAUGUGAAGACGUUUUUCACGUCACUCACCGUGGCUCUUUUGAUCAGAGGUUUCCUGGUCGAGCCGCGCUUUAUUCCGUCCUUGUCCAUGUACCCGAACUUCGACAUAGGUGACCAGCUCACAGUUGACAAGGUCUCGAAGCGUUGGCGCGAGUACCAGCGCAGAGAUGUUGUCGUCUUCAACCCGCCACCAGCUUUCAGCCUUGUUGUUGGCGGUGACAGAUCUGGAGAUGCGUUGAUCAAGCGAGUUGUCGCCCUCGCGGGGGACACGGUUGAGAUAAAGAAUGGCGGAACUUUGUACAUCAACGGUGAGGCACAGGACGAACCUUUCACGAACGAGGCUGCAAAGUACGACUUUGGACCUAUAACAGUUCCAGACGGAUGUGUCUUCGUCCUCGGCGACAACAGGAACCAAUCUCUGGAUGGGCACGUUUGGGGCCCCCUUCCUGUCGAAAACAUCAUCGGCCGGACGCGCGACUCUGAAGUUUUGGCCACCAUGGCAUGUUGGUUCCGUCGUCGCAGCUCCGCCUUGAGAUGCCCAAAGGCAUGCGCGGGCCGGAUCGUGAACGUUUAUGGCGGGUUUGGAUUCCUCAAACAACUUGGCAACGACGGUGAUGGUCAAGACAUCUUCUUUCGGGCAGCCGACGUUAUAGGCAUCAAUUGCCUUGAGCCCGGAAGUGCUUCGACCGAAUGUUUGGAGAUCAACUUGAGGACUAGCUCCAAGAAGUUCUACAUCAAUCUCGAGGACGAGGUGUCCUUUGUCAUGUCCAAGGACCUGACUGGGAAGCCAUGCGCCGCUUCGGUGGUGAAGGAACGAAAGGGUGCCUGGAGAACAAAUCGCGGCCGACGACUUCCUGGCGUAAAGGAAAAGAAAGAAACCAUCAAAGAUCAGGUUAAGCGCCUGACGGCCAUGGACACAGAUCAGGUCCUGCAGAAUGCAACGCUCUUCAAGGACAUCCUGGACAGUCCUGACUUUGAAUUCUCACACCUGUACAAAGUCAUCACGAUGCUGGCAUCCAAGGAUUUGCUGGAAGACACCCGCUCAGAUCGGAUUUAUCGACUUUUUCUGGAGUCCAAUGCAAUGCAGGCAUGUCUUCGAACAACCAUCAUCAAGCAAGGGGCAGGCCGUCAUCAUGGAAACUUUCUGGAGGACAACCUGUCUACGUGUGCGCUGCAUGCGCAUGUCA